Chenopodium quinoa (quinoa) is the source of this 986-nucleotide messenger RNA. RefSeq lists its product as uncharacterized. The transcript is spliced from 2 exons. Bases 82 to 675 code for a protein of 197 amino acids. The record is from RefSeq and is a predicted model, not a curated record. NCBI's taxonomy places the organism in Eukaryota, Viridiplantae, Streptophyta, Magnoliopsida, Caryophyllales, Amaranthaceae.
CGAAGGAAGAACUGGUGAAUCUGGGUUUGAGUGUUGUAGAUUGUGCGCCAAGAAGCAAAAACAGAAUUCACUACAGGAAAAAUGGGAUGGGUCUGGAGAGGCGACGACGACGAACCUAAUCACUCGAAUUCCUUUGAUUUAGCAGAAUUUCAAAACCCUAAAGUUAACCCUAGCUCCGAUUCAGCCGAUCGUUGUUCGACUAGGAAAAUUGUGCAAUCCAAAUGCAACACUGAGGAGGUUGAGCCUGGUAAAUUCGUCAGAAAGUGCGAGAAAACCGAGCAAAUUCUCAAGGAUUGCGUCGGAAAGCCUACUGAAAUUGUGGAAUCAAACAAAGAAUACACAGAAGAAGAUGUGACUGAUGAGAUGAAGAAAGAGUCGUUUUUCCCAUCCAAUGAUAUGAUGCGACCUUUUGAAUUCCCUGGACUCCGCAGUGAUCUUGAGGCUGUGGAACGCAGUGUCUUUGGGGGUAUCAGCCGUUUCUUUGAAGCUGCUGAGGAGAUGAGAAAUGAGUUCUCCCGUUUAAUGGAUGAUCCAUCUACAUUUGGGGGGUCUUCAUCAUCACCAAGGAGGCAGGAAAUACCCACUGAUGGCCAUAUUCUGAAGGAACAAAAGAUAAUUCCAAACAACUCAGACUCUGGGAAUGUUGAUCUUUCUGGACUGGCUAGGGAUGUCUGAUUCUAUCGAGUUUUUUUUUCCACACCUUAUAUUCUGACAUUUGUAGAAGGACAUGUAUGCUGUACUUCAUUUCAAAACAAUAAAUAUCGUGAACGCAUGAAUAUCAGCUAGGUUAUUGUACAGUUUUGCAUUGCUAGGCCUUUUGUUUUCAGUUUGCAAGAACGAUUAUUGUUGACCAAGAAUUGAAAAUUUUAUAUUGUUGGACUUGACCUAAAGAUUGUGCUAGAGAUGUGGAGGGCUGAUCUUUAGCAAGCAUGUCUCUAGUUCUCUCUUCAUUAUUGAUUUGUAAAGAUCUAAGAGCUUAGUUUGUA